CGUUUUCCUGUAAAAACAACAGUUCUUUUUUACAGUGUGGGCGUGGCCACUUGGCCGCACCUGCGCAGGUAAAUGUUGCUGCGACACUCUGAGAGCUUCAGAAGCGGAAGUGAAGGCUUCCUGGAAUCACCACUAUGACUCUCUACAAGCAGACAAAGUUCUGGUUCUGCGGGCUGCUGCUCUGGGUUCUGGCGGUUUCCUCCCUAGCCCAGGACUGCGAGUGGGACCAGUCCACGGAUCCGGAACAAGCUCUGGACCCGAUCUCCCUGGAGUACGGAGCGCGCCUUUUGGAGUCGGAGCCAGGUGACGCCAUCAGCUGCCGCGCGGCGUGUUGCCAGGACCCGGCCUGUGACCUGGCUCAGGUGCUGCUCCGCGAGGACGGAGAGCGCCAGUGCGUGCUCGUGAGCUGCCGCGGCGCUCAGUGCGUCCUGCGCGGGGACGCGCAGUCGCUGCUGUUCCGUAAAGAGCGGAGAGAAGAGGGCCGCGAGGACGCGCCGAGCCCGGGGGACAGACUGCGGGUCCAGCCGCUGCUGGGCCUCCCGGAACCGCGAAGCAACGACACCAACACCACUCAGUGCCUGCAGCCGGUGAAGAUGGGUUCUUGCCGCGCCGCAUUUCCUCGUUUCUUCUUCAACGCCAGCAGCGGCAGCUGCAGCAGCUUCAUCUACGGCGGCUGCGACGGCAACGACAACAACUUUGAGUCUCAGUCGGAGUGCGAGGACACCUGCGGCGGAGCUUCAGGAAGAGUUCUGCAGGUCGACCAGCCCUCUGCUCCCCAUCAAGUCAAGGCUCCUCGGAUGGCUCCAGCUCCACCGAAGUCGGCGGAUCCCCAGAGGAUCGGACAUGUCUUUGGGGAUGUCUCCGCAGAGAACUGUGGAUCCAAACCAGACGUGGGUCCCUGCAGGGCGGCCAUGCCACGCUGGUACUACAGUACAGAGACUGGCAACUGCCAGAGGUUCCUGUACGGAGGCUGCAAAGGAAACGGCAAUAACUACAUCUCAGAGGAACAGUGCACAGCUGCCUGCACCGGAUUCACCGUCCUGCCAUCCUCGAAGAAGGAGUCUGAGGAAGACGGUCAUCGGGGCGUCAGAGAUCACUGCAAACUGAAGCCGGACCCUGGGCCCUGCCGGGCUGCCUUCCCAAAGUUCUACUAUGACAGAGACUCUUUCUCCUGCAAGUCCUUCCUCUACGGUGGCUGCAAAGGAAACGCAAACCAGUUUGACAGCACGGAGGCGUGCAUGGACAGCUGCAGCGGGGACGGUCGGUACGACGGUCAUGGUAAAGCCCAUAACCGCUGGACUGCCGCCUUCUUCCUGUUCGCCACUCUGGCGGCCAUCUCUGCUCUUCUGCUAGUGACGGUGAUCAUCAUCACGCUGAGGCGCCACCGCCUGGUUCGAUCGCCGUCUUCUGUCAGUGAUAAGGAGGAGCUCCUUCCGGAUCUGGAUGACGUGUCCUCGGUGGAGUCCCUGUCCGUUCCUGAGAGCCCCAAACCAGAACAGAAGGCCUAACAGCGUUCUGGUUCUGGUCCAGAUCCCCAUCCUUCUCAGAACAGAUUUUUGAUGGGCUGUUAGUUCUGAGAGGGAUCUGAGCCAAACCAAACCCUUUAGCAAGGCUGAUCUGUCACCGACAAGUUCUGAUCCUCAGCAAUCCAUCCUGCAGAUCAGAGAUUCAGAUGAACCCGAACUCUGAUCCACUUCUCAAACACCAAACCGGACAGUCCCUACCAGUCCAGUUUGAACCUGGAACCACAGUUCUGUAUGUGUGGUGUUGAGUUAAACUGAAAACAGAAGCAUCAAACUAACACUCCGAGUUCUGUGCUGGCUCUGUUGGUUUCAUUUCUAGAACACUCAGGUUUUCCUUCAUCAGAACCCUGAUCCAAUAGUGAUUAUUCCUUACCCCCCACUCCCAAAUUAUUACCAAGUUUCGCUGGAUGAACUGGCCGUGGUUAUGAGCUUCUGGACCUGAUGUCUCAGAUGUGACAAAUCCUUUUCAUGAUGGGUGUUCCUGCGGAGUUUGGGUCUCGUUCGGUCACCACGGCGCCUCAGUUCCUCCUAAUGAUCCAUAAAGAAAGACCAACCAGCUGAUGAUGCACUGAUGGAUGACGGCUCAAACACAGAAAGCUCUACAGGAAACUGAAUUUACACAAAAACCCAACCACAACCCGUUCAGAACCGAAGCAGACCCGAGGACCGUGGUGAUGAAAGAAGUCGUCCGUCAACUCAGACCUGAAAGCAACGAAGAACGUUGAUCUUGAAAAGUCAUGUUCUAAAAUAACUGACUUCCGAGAAUCAUUCAAGCUUCACUUCCGAUUGGACGCUCGUUAGGUCUCUGAUUGGAAUAGUUUCCUGAUUCCUGGCAUGCCGCCCCUCCCCCAUGAUCAUGCCGAGCUCUGAUUGGUUGCUAGCAGGAAGUGAGACGUGCAGAUCGGUGACAGAUCAGCCUGACAAAGAACAGCCUGUUACAAAUCUUUUGCUUCAGUAGACUCCACUAGAAAGGAAAUCAUGACUUUAAUCACUUAUUGAUGAAACUAUUUAUACUUUGGGAGUUUGAUUGAUUUAGAUUAAGUUAUUGUGUUUUUCUGUUGACUGUGGGCGGGGUUAGUGGUAGCCUGCUGAUGAAGCUGCAGCAUAGUGGAACCGAUGGUGAUUAAUCAAUAGGACUUUUGGGAAACAUGUGAAGUGAGUACUUAGUCAUCUAACACCACCCCACCACCCCGCUCCCCACGUCUUCUUUUACUGAUUUUUUUAAAUGAUUUUAAAACUGUUUUCAUUGAAUUUGAAAAUAAAUUCUGUUUCUUCUGAAGGAAA
Messenger RNA from Oryzias melastigma (Indian medaka), 2807 nucleotides. It is a transcript of the gene spint2, whose product is annotated as serine peptidase inhibitor, Kunitz type, 2. NCBI's taxonomy places the organism in Eukaryota, Metazoa, Chordata, Actinopteri, Beloniformes, Adrianichthyidae. The record is from RefSeq and is a predicted model, not a curated record. Gene Ontology annotation, molecular function: serine-type endopeptidase inhibitor activity.